This is a messenger RNA of Ahaetulla prasina, 7767 nucleotides long. It is a transcript of the gene SRGAP3, whose product is annotated as SLIT-ROBO Rho GTPase activating protein 3. Gene Ontology annotation, molecular function: protein binding. Gene Ontology annotation, biological process: signal transduction; negative regulation of cell migration. The record is from RefSeq and is a predicted model, not a curated record. The transcript has 21 exons. Lineage: Eukaryota; Metazoa; Chordata; Lepidosauria; Squamata; Colubridae. Gene Ontology annotation, cellular component: cytoplasm. Bases 1 to 3249 code for a protein of 1082 amino acids.
AUGCCUGCAGAAAUUCGUAUCCAGUUGGUGGAGCAGUUCAAAUGCCUAGAACAACAGUCUGAAUCCCGAUUACAACUUUUGCAAGAUCUUCAGGAGUUUUUCCGCAGAAAGGCUGAGAUUGAACUGGAAUAUUCCAGGAAUCUGGAAAAAUUAGCAGAAAGAUUUUCUUCCAAGAUUCGUAGUUCCAGAGAACACCAUCAAUUCAAGAAGGAUCAACACCUCCUUUCUCCUGUGAACUGCUGGUAUCUAGUGUUGACACAGACCCGAAGAGAGAGCAGAGACCAUGCCACGCUGAAUGAUAUCUUCAUGAAUAAUGUCAUUGUCAGACUUUCCCAGAUAAGUGAGGAUGUUAUUCGGCUUUUUAAAAAGAGUAAGGAAAUUGGUCUUCAGAUGCAUGAAGAACUCUUGAAGGUUACGAAUGAACUCUACACUGUGAUGAAGACCUAUCACAUGUAUCAUGCUGAGAGCAUCAGUGCUGAAAGCAAGCUGAAGGAAGCGGAGAAGCAGGAAGAAAAGCAGUUCAACAAAGCAGGGGACAUCAGUGUGAACCUGCUGCGACAUGAAGAUAGGCCUCAGCGCCGCAGCUCCGUUAAGAAGAUUGAGAAGAUGAAGGAAAAGAGGCAAGCAAAAUAUUCUGAAAACAAGCUCAAGUGCACUAAAGCUAGAAAUGAUUAUCUGCUGAACCUAGCAGCCACAAAUGCAGCAGUCAGUAAAUACUACAUCCAUGAUGUUUCCGAUCUAAUUGAUUGCUGUGAUUUGGGAUUCCAUGCUAGUCUAGCACGGACAUUCAGAACAUAUCUUUCUGCUGAAUACAAUCUAGAAACCUCACGCCAUGAGGGGUUGGACAUAAUUGAAAAUGCUGUAGACAACCUGGAUGCACGAAGUGACAAACAUACAGUUAUGGACAUGUGCAACCAGGUCUUCUGUCCUCCACUGAAGUUUGACUACCAGCCUCACAUGGGGGAUGAGGUAUGUCAAGUGAGCGCCCAGCAGCCGGUUCAGACGGAGUUGCUCAUGCGAUAUCAUCAGCUACAGUCUAGACUAACCACGCUCAAAAUAGAGAAUGAAGAGGUGCGAAAAACAUUGGAUGCCACAAUGCAGACACUGCAAGACAUGCUGACCGUGGAAGAUUUUGAUGUCUCAGAUGCUUUCCAGCACAGUCGCUCAACUGAGUCCAUCAAAUCAGCUGCAUCAGAGACUUACAUGAGUAAAAUAAACAUUGCCAAGAGAAGAGCCAACCAACAAGAAACUGAAAUGUUCUACUUUACUAAGUUUAAAGAAUAUUUGAAUGGCAGUAACCUUAUUACUAAGCUGCAAGCUAAGCAUGACUUGCUGAAGCAGACUCUAGGAGAAGGUGAAAGAGCUGAAUGUGGAACAACUAGGCCCCCCUGUCUUCCCCCUAAACCACAGAAAAUGAGGAGACCUAGGCCUCUCUCAGUCUAUAAUCAUAAACUCUUUAACGGCAAUAUGGAAACAUUCAUUAAGGAUUCGGGACAGGCAAUUCCACUUGUGGUUGAAAGUUGCAUUCGUUAUAUUAAUUUAUAUGGUUUACAACAACAGGGUAUUUUUAGAGUUCCUGGAUCUCAGGUUGAAGUCAAUGAUAUCAAAAACUCAUUUGAAAGAGGUGAAGAUCCCCUUGCUGACGAUCAAAAUGAACGUGAUAUUAAUUCUGUUGCUGGGGUCUUAAAAUUGUAUUUCCGGGGACUGGAAAAUCCACUCUUUCCUAAGGAAAGGUUUCAGGAUUUGAUAUCUACUAUAAAAAUUGAAAACCCUGUCGAAAGAGUGCACCAGAUCCAGCAAAUCAUUAUCACCUUGCCACGAGCUGUCAUCAUUGUAAUGAGAUACCUCUUUGCUUUCCUUAACCACUUGUCGCAAUACAGUGAUGAGAACAUGAUGGAUCCCUACAAUCUAGCCAUCUGCUUUGGACCAACUUUGAUGCAUAUUCCAGAUGGGCAGGAUCCAGUGUCCUGCCAGGCUCAUGUCAAUGAGGUCAUCAAAACCAUCAUAAUCAAUCAUGAGGCCAUCUUCCCUACUCUCAGGGAACUGGAAGGACCUGUUUAUGAAAAAUGUAUGACUGGUGGGGAAGAGUACUGUGACAGCCCACACAGUGAACCGGGCACUAUUGAUGAAGGAGAUCAUGACAAUGGCACAGAGCCACACACCAGUGAUGACGAAGUGGAACAGAUUGAAGCUAUUGCCAAGUUUGACUAUACUGGACGAUCCCCACGUGAGUUAUCCUUCAAAAAAGGAGCUUCCCUUCUCUUGUACCAUCGGGCAUCUGAAGACUGGUGGGAAGGUCGCCAUAAUGGCGUAGAUGGCCUCAUACCACAUCAAUAUAUUGUGGUACAAGACAUGGAUGAUGCCUUUUCCGACAGCCUUAGUCAAAAGGCUGAUAGUGAAGCAAGCAGUGGACCUCUGCUGGAUGAUAAAGCCUCAUCGAAGAAUGACAUACAGUCUCCAACAGAUCAUAUUCCAGAUUAUGGAUUUGGAGGAGUAAUGGGACGGGUGAGGUUAAGAUCUGAUGGAGCAGCAAUCCCUCGCCGUCGAAGUGGUGGUGACACACAUAGCCCCCCAAGAGGUUUUGGUCCAGGAAUAGAUACUCCUCCUCGAGCAGCAGCUUGUCCUAGCAGUCCUCACAUGCUGCCAUUGAACAGAGGUAGGAUUGAAAGCCCAGAAAAACGUAGGAUGGCAACGUUUGGAAGUGCUGGCAGUAUCAAUUAUCCAGACAGAAAGACAUUGAGUGAUGGCCAUCAACUGAGGUCAACUUGUAGCUCAACUCGGCAUAGUAGUCUUGGCGAUCAGAAAUCAUUAGAAGCUGAAGCACUGGCAGAGGACAUUGAAAAGACCAUGAGCACAGCCCUGAAUGAGCUGCGUGAGCUCGAAAGGCAAAAUACUGUGAAACAAGCCCCCGACGUUGUCCUGGACACUCUUGAACCAAUGAAGAACCCACAAAUUGGUUCGGUCAAUUCUGAACCUGCCAGUCCCCUUCACACCAUCAUGAUCAGAGACCCUGAUGCAGCUAUGAGGCGGAGCAGCAGCUCAACCACUGAAAUGAUGACGACAUUUAAACCUGCACUCUCAGCCCGGCUUGCAGGAGCUCAGCUGAGGCCCCCACCAAUGCGUCCCAUCAGACCUGUUGUCCAACAUCGAUCAAGUAGCAGCAGCAGCUCAGGGAUGGGGAGUCCUGCGGUGACACCCACAGAGAAGCUCUUCCCUAACAGUUCUUCAGAUAAAUCUGGCACAAUGUAGCUAUUGCUCUCACCAAGGAGAAUUCUUUGGGAAAAUGAUGGAUCAUUCUGAUCUUCAUUUCUUUGGGGAAGGAAGCAGUAUGAUUGUACAAAUGAUAUUCUUAGAAGAAAAGACAGGGAAAAUGUGACUCUUGUAAAAAAAAAUAAAGACAAUAUUUGGGAUUGUAGAAGUGGUUUAAGGAUUUACAUACAUAACAACAUUGCUGAAAAUAUUUGGUACUACCCACUGUCAUCUUAUGUAAUUACCACUGGAAUAUUCAAGUCUGUCUAGAAAUAUAUAUGAAACUUUAUGUAGCUCAGUAACAAUUUAAUAGACUUACCUCACCCUUAGAUAUCUGCUAGAGUGUGUUUUUGCCUGUGUGUGUAAAUUACACAGCAACUAUACAUCAAGCAAUAGACUUAUUGAUCAGUUUGUGAACUGAAUUUUCAUAUCAGUGCGGUUUGGCUUUAGAGUUACAAAUGAAACGAAACACUAGUUGUCCUGGAAAUACUGAAUUUGUUUGGUGGUGAUGAUCAAUUCGGUUCUCAUAGAUGGGUGGAUUUCUGUUUUCAAAUUCAUCUCUUAAAGACUGCUUCAUUGGAAUAUGGAAACUUGUCGUUUUCUGGUUGAAGAAGUACACCAGAUGUGGAUGCAAACAGUAAAAAGUGGUACAAUUUCCCCUUAUAUAAAAGGGAAAUCUAGGAUGUUUUGUACGUACUUCAUGUUGUAGCACAGUAUUACAUGUGUACAAAAGAAACUCAACUCCCACUGUUUUCAAAACAGAAGAGGACUUUGAAGUAACCUUUGGUUGAUAACAAUAAAUAAAUAGGCUACCUUAUAUAGUCGUUGAAAUAUUUUAUUCUCUCAUCUCCCUUUUGCUAAUGAUUCCUCUGGAGAAAAAAAAAUCUGUUUUAAUCUGGAUUAAAACAGGCAAGGAGGGUUUUAAUAAAAUUAUAUUUCUUUAAAGUUCCUUAGCAGUAUAUAAGGGGGUUUCUGGGCCAUAUCCCCUUGCAUGAAUAGCAUGAUCCAUACUUGAUUGAGCUGGGCAUAUAUCUGAACUGAUAAGAUGACAAUUUGCACUUUCUCUACUGUACUAUGUAACAAUAUACAGUGAUUUGGGGUUUACAGAAAUGAAAUUGGUCUCUAUUCUUUAAUAUAGGCAAAAAGCAAAACAAAAAAAAGCAACAACCAAGAAUUCUAGCAAUUUGCAUGCUUGCCUUUUUUUUUUCUUUUUCUUUUCACUGAAUUCAAGGCUCUUCUUGCUGCUUUUUUAAAAUCAGCAUUUAUGAUCAGAUGUCUCUUAAUACCAGCCCUUCAACGAGGAUAAUUUUGUUUACUUUCAAUCAGUACCCUUAUAUUUUUAACAUGGAUAAAUCUUACUGAAACUGCACACUCUGUUAAAUCUGCAUGUUCCACUGCUUUGAUAUCUUUUGAAUUUAUUUUGCAAUGGCCACCGUUUGAAAUGAAAGGAAAUGUUUUCCAUUUCUCGUUAGAGGUCAAUUUUAGUGACUUCUGGGUAAUUGGUGACCUUGAAUUUGCCUUGCUGUACUUUUAACUCAUAGUACGCUUUCAGCCAAAAUUUAAUUUGUAAGCAUUGCAAUCUGUGUUGCCAAAGGGGGAAAAUAUAUUCGUAUUUAUCCUCUGAUUCCUAAUACCACCUGUUUUCAGAAAUUGCAUAGAAGAAGGACAUAUUCUAUGAAAUAACCUUUUCAUCCGUGACGUGAACAUACAUGACAUUGUGUUAAUCUCAUUUUCUGUAUCUCAUCUGUGAACAUGCUUCAUUUCCUGAAGCCUUGCCUGUUCUAGCCUGUUUAUAUAUUGCUGUACUUGCUUCCAGUAUGAAAAAUAUCUGCUGAACUGUAAUGUUUCUUCUUCAUGCUAAAUUUUAAUUGCGGCCCUGUGACUCCAGAUCCUUGCACUUAAUAGAUAAUUCAGUAUAUUAGAAAUGCAUCAGUAAAAAUGAGAACAACCUCCAAUCCUGAAGGAAUUUUGACCUUCUCAUAUAUAGUGUGAAAGGAAUGUAUGUAGUUAUUCUAAUAUUGUUCCUCAAUAUAAUAAUAUAAUGAUAAAUGGUGUUUAUCUAUAUGUCUGCUAAUGUAGUAGGCAUUUUUAAUGCCAUGAUUAGUUAACCGUGCUAGUUUUUCAUUUAUGAUAUUCUUUUAAUUCCCCCCUUCCAAAUCACCUACAUAUCCCUGAACCUUCCUUAGCAUAUGAACAGCCUCUAGUUCAGGGAUCCCCAACCCCGGUCUGUGGAUUGGCACUGGUCCGUGGAUGCCAGAAAACGGGUCACGCAAACAAAUGAAACCCCAUCAGUGGGAUGCAGGCAACACACGAAACGAUGCCUUGUCCGGUCCACAGAAAAAACCUCUCUCCAUGGAACUAAUCCCUGGUGCCCAAAAGGUUGGGAGCCUCUGCCCUAGUUUAUUAUGACAACAAAUAUUCCAUUUGUGGUAGUAAUGCACCAACAAAUGUAAUUUUUGCAUAGGUUGGAUAUUGCAAAGUGGGACAGGUAGGGAAGAGAGAGACAUUUGGCAAACCGUUCUAUUUUCAUUGCCAGUAAUAUUUUUUUCUUACUUUGCUUUAUGGAGAAGAGUUGCUUUGAUUACAUUUGUGCGUGUUACACAUAUUUUUCAAAAUGAUGAGAGCCGAAGAAUUACCUGAAGGUUUACUUUUCUCCUUAAAGAUAAGAUACAUUAUACCUUUUAUUAAAUUAUUUUUGUUUCUAUUUUAUAUUGGUUGUUAGUGGUUGUUUUUUUUAAAAAACUCUUUAAGUGCCUUUUGAGCACCAGAACAAAUCUUUGGAUUAAAUGUGCUUGGGAGAUGGACAUAUCAAAAUAUCUCUUGUACAGUUUCUUCCGUUUUUUAAUAAGAACAAGGAUUGUCUUUAAUUUUUAAGAAAAAAAAAUAUUCUGUCUUGUCAAAUUGGUGUUGACUAUUAGGAAUUGCAAAAGAGUCCUUUGUCCAACUCUUUGUAGUUUUAAACAACAAGACUUGGAAUGAAGCUAAUGAACUAAUCAUACUUCCUGAUAGGAAAUUCUUGUAUCCUUGUUGCAUAGGCUUCAGCUGGCAGCAAUUUCUCUUUUAAACAUAUUUUGUUCUGCAGAAGUGCUGUUUCCUGAUUGUCAUGCACAAGGGAAAUUCUUGAUAGAUUCAUCUCUAUGUUUUCAGACACAUUUGGGCAUGGCUUGACCCAACCCAGCAAAGAUUUCAAGGGAGAAUGUAAAAUGCAUACAAGUACAAAUGGGAAGAAAAUGUGUUGGUGUGUAUGUGUGGAAGAGAAAGGAGAGGGGGAACACAUGUUAACUCACUUUUAAAGGGGUAAAAUAAAGUUUCUUUUACUGACCAAUUCUUUAGUCCUCCCCCCCCCAUGCUAUUUGAUGAGAAUCCUAAGUAAAGAUGCUAUUUCUGUUGAGAAUAUCCCUGUAGCUAAAUAAUGACACUAUCUCUGUCCUUAAUGAUAAAUAAUGAGAAUAUUCCUGUUGGCUGACAUUUUACCAAACCCAGACAUUAUAUAGGAAGCUAGUAAAAGAGGGUAAAUGACAAUUCACCACAAUCAACUCGCCAUGGCCAACUUAUCAGGGACAACUUACUGUGGGACAAGAGUUACACUAAUAUCAAAGAAAUGGUGGAAUAGAACCAUUAAAGAAAGGAUAGAAAAGGAGGGAUAAAAUGAAAUGUUAAUUUUAAAAAAGUUAAAUCAUUAAAAAAAUUAUUUUAUAUAAUUGAAUUGUUAAAUUGUCCCACGGCAAGUUGGCCAUGGUGAGUUGACUAUGGUGAGUUGUCCCAUUCCGAGGAAGAGAGCAUGGGAUUUGUAUAAUUUAUAGAAGUUGUACGAAGAAAAUGCAAGACCACACAUUUUUACGUAAGAACUAGGAGCGAUGGACUUGAUGCUUCCCACCAAGGCAAAGUAACUGACUCUUCCCAUAAAUGUAUGUCAUGCUUAAUUGGAAUUACUUUAACUUACAAUGAGGGAAAUGACUUGUUUCUUCUCCUAGCCUGUUCUCUUAUCUUAUAACUUGUGAAGGUACUCUUUUUGUUCAGCCAAGUGAAAUAUGUUAUGGUGCUGACUUAGAAGCAAUUCCACCUGCCCUUAUAUUAUUGAUGUACAGAAACUGUCAUAAGAAAACUAUGUAAAUGUUAAAGAUUCUUUAAUAAUAUAAGGACUGUGCAGUUUUCUUUUUUUUUAGACUAAACAAUUCCCCAUUAUUAUUUUUUUGGAAAAUCUGAUAUUUUGGACUAUAUUAUCAGUGCUGCAUUUUUCAUAGUAUGGCGAUAGGCCUCCUGAAUCCAGUUUGCUUCUGAGUGGCUGCUUCUUGUGUUGCCAGAAAACUCUAGGAAACUGCUGGUUGGCUGCCCUAUAUAAUGAUUGUUGUCCCUCUUAUGAAUAUUGUCUCUGUAAUGUAUGAUUUUAAAAAAGGUCCAUUCAGUUAGAGUAUCUGAUUGGAUCCUAUGUUAUGUAUGCUAUAAUGCCAUGUAGAUCAAACCACUGGUUGGGUACAGACUCAUCCUGUUGAAUAAACAGUUUACCUUUUCUCAAAA